Messenger RNA from Chelmon rostratus (copperband butterflyfish), 2259 nucleotides. RefSeq names its product ATPase H+ transporting V1 subunit C1b (gene atp6v1c1b). Gene Ontology annotation, cellular component: lysosomal membrane; vacuolar proton-transporting V-type ATPase, V1 domain. The transcript is spliced from 13 exons. NCBI's taxonomy places the organism in Eukaryota, Metazoa, Chordata, Actinopteri, Chaetodontiformes, Chaetodontidae. Bases 196 to 1344 code for a protein of 382 amino acids. Gene Ontology annotation, biological process: proton transmembrane transport. Gene Ontology annotation, molecular function: proton-transporting ATPase activity, rotational mechanism. The record is from RefSeq and is a predicted model, not a curated record.
CAGCUGACUGAGUGAGAUGCUCUGUUGAAGGACCAUUGAGUCGAAAACCUGCUAUUAUAUACGCUAUGUAUGGGAAGCUGCGAAUACUUAACUGAAUUACACUGUGUGGACCUGUGGACCAAAUACUCAAGCCAUUAGACACAUCGUGACUUCCUUACAUUAGAGGCCCAGUGGACAAACCUCUUACCAGCAGCCAUGACAGAAUUCUGGUUGAUCUCUGCUCCGGGGGAGAAGACGUGCCAGCAGACUUGGGACAAGCUGAUGGUGGCCACCACACGCACCAACAACCUGUCCACUAACAACAAGUUCAACAUCCCUGAUCUCAAGGUCGGAACACUAGACGUCUUAGUGGGGCUGUCGGAUGAACUCGCUAAACUGGACACUUUUGUGGAAAGUGUGGUGAAAAAGGUCGCUCAGUACAUGGCCGAUGUUCUGGAGGACAGCCGAGACAAAGUCCAGGAGAAUCUGCUUGCUAAUGGAGUUGACCUGGUCACCUAUAUCACCAGAUUUCAGUGGGACAUGGCCAAGUAUCCAAUCAAACAGUCGCUGAAAAACAUCUCUGAGAUCAUCUCAAAGCAAGCCACUCAGAUAGACAACGACCUGAAGGCCCGAGCUUCAGCCUACAACAACCUGAAGGGAAACCUGCAGAACCUGGAGAGGAAGAAUGCGGGGAGCUUGUUGACCAGGAGUUUGGCUGACAUAGUGAAGAAAGAGGACUUUGUACUGGACUCAGAGUACCUGAUUACCAUGCUGGUGGUUGUACCAAAGACAGGCUACGCGGACUGGCAGAAGACGUAUGAAACCCUGGCCGAAAUGGUGGUGCCACGCUCCACUAAGCUGCUGUUUGAAGACAACGACAGCGGCCUGUUCAGUGUCACUCUCUUCAGGAAGGCCAUAGACGACUUCAAGCACAAGGCCAGAGAAAACAAGUUUACAGUGCGUGAUUUCCAGUACAACGAGGAGGAGAUGAAGGCAGACAAAGAAGAGAUGACACGUUUGUCCACUGACAAGAAGAAACAGUUUGGGCCUUUGGUCCGAUGGCUGAAAGUGAAUUUCAGUGAAGCCUUCAUCGCGUGGAUUCACAUAAAAGCUCUGCGUGUGUUCGUGGAAUCAGUACUGAGAUAUGGGCUGCCAGUGAACUUCCAGGCCAUGCUUCUCCAGCCCAACAAGAAGAACAUGAAGAAGCUGAGGGAGGUGCUGUACGACCUGUACAAACACCUGGACAGCAGCGCUGCCAUCAUUGAUGCCUCUAUGGACAUCCCAGGGCUGAACUUGAGCCAGCAGGAGUACUACCCCUAUGUUUACUACAAGAUCGACUGCAACCUGCUGGACUUCAAAGUCUAGAUACAUUGCCAUCAUCAUCUCACUCUCAUUGUGUGCGGUAGUGUCGUGGUGUGACACGUUCACAUCCCCAAGCUUUAAUUUAUUUCCUGUUUUUUUCCAUCUUCUGUGUUCUCGUCCUCUUUUCCUCGCUCCUGGUCCUGAUACAUUCCUGGGUCCAUACGGAAUAAGUUGUUGAACUUUUGUCCUGAGACUAAAUAUGGGCCGUCGUCUUUGUCGUUACUUCCUCGUUGUACCAAGCUGUAAAAGUGAGUCGAUACCCAGUUUGCUCCCACCAAAAUGGUUGACAUUCUUUCAUGGUGUCAAAGGACAUGUAAAAAUGCUACAUUUUUAUUGUUGUUUAUUUCUCCUGUCACCAAACUUUAUUUAAAGCAGCGAAAACGGCACACAUGACGGGGGAAACGGGGAGAAAACUUAAUGUAUGUUAAAUACAGUAUUUAUUUAAGGCCUCUCAAAUCAGUGAACAUGUUUUUGUUUGUUCAGUUUUUGAAAGUGAUGUGGUUUUAGCUCCUUGUGAGGAAUGUCUGUUUACAAGUAGAUGUUGACCCCACUCAAGCUCUAAUUCUGUGAAAUACUGAGACAAGGUCAUUUUACAGUCUAAAGAAGCAAUAUGUUUACUGAUUGUAUGCUUCUAUAAUAUCUGUAUAUUAAGCAGUUUGAGAAAAAAUAAUUAUAGGUCUAUGUGCAAAUACUGUAUCAUCAGUGCAACUGAAAAUUGAACCACAUAUUUAAAAUAAAUGUGAAAAAUAAAUACUCUAUAUGGAAUAUACUUCACUUUGGCUCACUGUGCUUUUUAACUGCAGUAUCAAGGUUGCAAACCUUCUCAGGCUCAUAUAAACCAGCAUCAAAAUCAUUAUCAGUGCCAUGUAUGCUCAUAGAGAUAUAAGGCUUUUAAUUUAAAAGGAAUGUGAAAUCAUU